CGCACGUAGGCGCGCCCUUUCUCGCUGAGCGGUUCCGGCGGCCGCGCGCACUCCAUUUCCCGUGGGGCAGCGCGGCGGGCCCUGCGGCGGAGACAUUUGCGAGCCCAGUGUCUCCAAGAUGGCGGCGUGGGGAAGGAGGCGCGCUGGCCCCGGCAGCACCAACAGCGGCGGCGGUGGCCGGGAGAGGGUCACCUUGUCCUCCACAGACUGUUACAUCGUGCACGAGAUCUACAACGGAGAGAAUGCUCAGGACCAGUUUGAGUACGAGCUGGAGCAGGCCCUGGAAGCGCAGUACAAAUACAUCGUGAUAGAGCCCACCCGCAUCGGGGACGAGACGGCCCGCUGGAUCACCGUGGGGAACUGCCUGCACAAGACGGCCGUGCUGGCGGGCACCACCUGCCUCUUCACCCCUUUGGCACUUCCAGUAGAUUAUUCUCACUACAUCUCGCUGCCCGCUGGUGUGCUGAGCAUGGCUUGCUGCACCCUGUAUGGCAUCUCGUGGCAGUUCGAUCCUUGUUGCAAGUACCAAGUAGAGUAUGACGCCUAUAAACUUUCCCGCCUGCCCUUGCAUACGCUCACCUCCUCCACUCCGGUGGUGCUGGUGAGGAAGGACGACCUGCACAGAAAGAGACUGCACAACACGAUAGCACUGGCUGCCCUGGUGUACUGUGUAAAGAAGAUCUAUGAACUCUACGCUGUAUGACUGCGGCGGGGAAGAGAGAAGCCUACAGAGACAAGUGUAUUAAGACUCCCACAGUAACAUUUUGUUUUUCCUCUUUGAGAAGCAGUGGAGACUGGCAAGGAGUUGGUUUAAUAGAGCUGUUAUUUUUAAAAUAACACAUCACUGGUGCACCGAGGUUUUUCAGUUCUUCGUUACACUUAAGAUUUGGAUGUGUGGUGACUUGAGAGCUGUAUGUUAGCCAUGGGGAGUCCAGUCCAGCAGUGGAGUGUCAAUGAAAGAAAGAUAAAGAGGGAGGGGAGGGUGAGAGCUUUUUUUUUUUUUUCUUUUUUUGAAACAUUUAAGUAUAUUGUUUAAUUGUAUUACACAGAACCAGCCAGACGUU
Molecule: messenger RNA, 1064 nt
Organism: Lagopus muta (rock ptarmigan)
Lineage: Eukaryota; Metazoa; Chordata; Aves; Galliformes; Phasianidae
Gene: TMEM11
Product: transmembrane protein 11
Exons: 2
Coding region: 119-703 (194 amino acids)
Biological process (GO): inner mitochondrial membrane organization
Cellular component (GO): mitochondrial inner membrane
Source: RefSeq, a predicted model, not a curated record